UAUUACGGUGUUCGGUUGUCCUCUCAGAGCGGUAUUAUUAAAUUUUAACUAUUUGCGUUUAUCUUAUCACAUAUAGCCAAACAUCUUGUACACCUGAGAUACAACGCAAAAUUAACUCCAUUAUGAAGUUGACUAAAACAAGUACUCUUGUUGUGUUUGUUAAUGGCAAAAAGGUCACUGAUGAUAAUGUCGAUCCCGAUUGGACACUGCUUCGUUAUUUGCGUGACAAAUUACGUUUACCAGGAACGAAAUUAGGGUGUGCAGAAGGCGGUUGUGGCGCUUGCACUGUAAUGAUAUCACGAUUCGACCGAGAAAUGGUACAGGUCAUUCAUUCUGCGGUGAACGCAUGUCUAACACCAAUUUGUAGUGUACAUGGACUGGCUGUAACGACAGUCGAAGGUAUCGGAAGUACUCGGACACGGUUGCAUCCUGUGCAGGAAAGAAUUGCUAAGGCACAUGGUUCUCAGUGUGGGUUUUGUACUCCUGGCAUUGUUAUGUCCAUGUACGCAUUAUUGCGGGACAACCCUGUACCUAACAUGAACGACCUGGAAGUUACUUUCCAAGGGAAUUUGUGUCGAUGCACUGGCUACCGGCCGAUUAUUGAAGGCUACAAAACGUUUACUCAGGAAUUUCUAGAUGUCGGAUGUGGAAUGGGCGACAAAUGCUGUAAGGUUAAUGGGAAUUCGUGUGGUGCUGAGAUUGACACCAAACUAUUCGAGCCAUCAGAAUUUACUCCUUUCGAUUCAACACAAGAGCCAAUCUUUCCACCGGAAUUACGGUUAAGCGAUCAAUACGAUCUGCAAGAGCUGAGGUUUGCGAAUGAUCGUGGAGUGACAUGGUUUCGGCCUGUCACUCUGCAGCAACUCUUGCAAUUCAAAAAGGAUCAGCCUGAUUCGAAGAUUGUCGUUGGCAAUACGGAGGUUGGAGUGGAAACAAAAUUCAAGAAAUUUGACUAUAAAUUUCGGGUGCAUCCGGUUCAAGUUAAGGAACUAACCGAUAUAACUGUAACUGACAAAGGUAUCGAAAUUGGUUCUGCAGUUUCACUGAUGAAACUUCAGCGUAUCCUGGAACAACAAAUCGACAAACAGCCGGAACAUGAGACACGGGUCUAUCGUGCAAUUGUUGAUAUGCUUCAUUGGUUCGCCGGAAAGCAAAUACGAAAUGUAGCUUCGGUCGGAGGAAAUAUCAUGACCGCGUCACCUAUCUCUGACUUAAAUCCAAUAUUCACCGCAGCGGGAAUUGAACUGGACGUUCGUAGCAUCGAUGGUGGGAAGAGAAAGGUGAAAAUGGGUCAAGGCUUCUUCACAGGAUAUCGAAAGAGCGUCAUUGCAGACAAUGAAGUUUUGGUCUCGCUGUUCAUACCGAAGUCCUCGCAGAACCAACAUAUUCGAGCAUACAAACAAGCUAAAAGGCGAGACGACGACAUAGCAAUAGUGAAUGGAGCUUUCAACGCAAGCUUUAUUGAUGGAACGAAUAUAGUGGACGAUAUUUAUCUAGCGUUUGGUGGAAUGGGACCAACAACUAUUUUGGCGCACAAAACAUCGAGCGCUGUAAUUGGAAAAGCUUGGGAUGAAAGUUUGGUUGAACUGAUUAACAAAAGUUUGGUAGACGAAAUUAGACUAACCGAAGAUGCUCCAGGCGGCAUGACUAUUUAUCGCAGGUCCUUGAUGUUGAGUUUGUUCUUUAAAGGAUUUCUGUCAAUUAGCCAAGAAUUGGAAAGCAAACUGAACAUUAAUCUUGUCUCUAAACGCGAAAGGAGUGGAGCAUCAACAUUUCGCUCUUUGGUCCCGAAGAGUUCACAAUUGUUUGAGAAAGUAUCAUCAGAACAACCAAUAACUGACCCAAUCUAUCGUCCGACAGUCCAUUCAUCUGGAUACAAACAAGCUACUGGUGAAGCGAUGUACGUCGACGACAUGCCGAAACUUGAAGACGAACUUUACCUUGCGUUAGUCUUAAGUACUAAAGCUCACGCAAAAAUUAUUUCAAUUGAUGCAUCUGAAGCGUUAAGCCAACCUGGCGUUCAUGCUUUCUAUUCUGCAAGGGAUCUGACGCCGGAGCAAAAUAAAUUUGGAGCAAUUUUCAAGGACGAAAAACUUUUCUACGACAAAGUAGUUACUAGCCAAGGGCAGCUACUUGGAGCAGUAGUAGCCGACAAUCAGAUCAUUGCACAACGAGCCGCCGCAUUGGUAAAAGUGGUGUACGAAGACAUUCAUCCCAUUAUCGUCACCAUUGAAGAUGCUAUCAAACACAAAAGUUAUCUGCCAGGGUAUCCAAAGAUUGUUCAUGCUGGCGACGUGUCAAAAGCGUUCGAUGAGGCGGAUCACGUGGUGUCCGGGAAAGUCAGAGUUGGUGGGCAGGAACAUUUUUAUUUAGAAACGCAAUCGGCUAUCGCUGUACCGAAAGAUGCUGAUGAAAUUGAAGUUUUCUCAUCCACUCAACAGCCAGGAGUAUUACAACGAGAUUUGGCUUCGUUCCUCGGCAUUCCUGAAAAUCGCAUCGUUGUGCGGGUAAAACGCUUGGGAGGUGGAUUCGGCGGAAAGGAAAAUUGCGGUGCAUAUGUAUCGUAUCCAGUGAGCUUUGCCGCGUACAAAUUAAGGCGACCAGUCCGUUUAAUGUUGGAUCGCGAUGAGGAUAUGUUAAUUACUGGCGGCAGAAAUCCUUUCUUAUUCAAUUACAAAGUCUCGUUUACCAACGAAGGUAAGAUAACUGCAUGUGAAUUGCAGGCGUACAACAACGCUGGCCAUUCAAUGGAUCUUUCGUUUGUUAUUUUGGAGCGAGCUGUGUCGCAUUUUCAGAAUUGUUACAAAAUCCCGCACGUUAACAUUGAAAUGGGUUGCAUGAAAUCCAAUACCCGAUCGAAUACAGCCUUUCGUGGAUUUGGACUACCGCAGAGCAUGAUGGUGGGCGAAAGUAUUGUGCGUGAUAUAGCCAGAACUCUCGGCAAAGAUUACUUAGAAAUUAUGGCACUGAACAUGUAUCAGCCCGGUGAUGUAACUCACUACAAUCAGACGCUCCUUGAAUGUACCGUAAAUCGCUGCUUCAAGGAAGUCAAGGAAAGUUCUGAUAUUGUCCGACGACGCCAUGAGGUCGACACAUUCAAUAAGGAAAACCGUUGGCGUAAAAAGGGAAUCAGUCUGGUAAAUACGAUGUAUGGAAUUGCGUUUCCGAUCAAAUACCUGAAUCAAGGUGGCGCUUUAGUGCAUAUAUACUGCGACGGAUCAGUUUUGGUAGCUCAUGGAGGUGUGGAAAUGGGUCAAGGAUUGCAUAUCAAAGUUUUGCAGGUUGCUGCGACUGUUUUAAAAAUUCCAUUGGAACGAAUUCACAUUCAGGAAACAGGAACGAAUACCAUUCCGAACAGCUCCACCACAGCAGCUUCAAUGGGUUCGGAUUUGUAUGGGUCAGCCGUGCUUGAUGCUUGCAAAAUUUUAUACGAUCGUCUACAACCAUACCGUGAGAAAUAUCCGACGGAAGGUUGGAAUCAAUGGGUAGAUAAAGCUUACCAUGAUCGAGUUUCUCUUUCAACGACUGGGUUCUAUAUCGUCGAAGACAUCGAUCCGGAUAUUGGCAAAUUUAAUCAUUAUUACGUGCAUGGCUCGGCUGUAUCGGAAGUGGAAAUCGAUUGUUUAACCGGUGAUCAUCAGGUGAUUCGAACAGAUAUUGUAAUGGACGUUGGAUCAUCUCUGAAUCCCGCUGUAGAUAUUGGACAGAUUGAAGGAGCGUACAUGCAAGGUUACGGAUAUUACACUCUAGAAGAGUUGGUCUAUUCACCGAAUGGUACACUAUAUUCCAGAGGACCAGGCAUGUAUAAGAUUCCAGGUUUCAGUGACAUCCCUGGUGAGUUCAAUGUCUCACUUAUUACUGGCGCUCCGAAUCCACGAGCCGUCUAUUCGUCGAAGGCAAUCGGUGAACCGCCUCUUUUUCUGGCUUCGUCAGUUUUCUUUGCUAUUAAAGAAGCAAUCGGUGCAGCACGGAAGGAACGACAAUUGAAUUGUGACUUUUAUUUGCAGUCGCCAGCAACAUCGGAACGGAUAAGAUUAGCGUGUCAGGAUGAAAUUACUGAAAAAUUUGAAGAAGCUAAUGAGAAUAACUUGAAAUCGUGGAGCGUGAUAAUUUAGAAAAUUUCAUAUUCUUCAGCAAGCAAGCAAGUAAAAUGUUGAUUUCAGCACAUGUAACAUUUAAUACAACAUGAGUAUGAUCACUCACGUGAGUAAAGCGUCAAAAAAUAAA
Molecule: messenger RNA, 4227 nt
Organism: Bradysia coprophila
Lineage: Eukaryota; Metazoa; Arthropoda; Insecta; Diptera; Sciaridae
Product: xanthine dehydrogenase-like
Molecular function (GO): 2 iron, 2 sulfur cluster binding; FAD binding; xanthine dehydrogenase activity
Source: RefSeq, a predicted model, not a curated record